UGGUCAUAGUAUCGUAAUGAUAAUUUUAAUUUCUUAUGCUAACUCUACAGUUACAUUAAGAUCAAAUAAAGGAAAAAUAUUGGGCAGAAAGUUGAAAACAAUUUUUGCGAAUAAACCAUAUGUUGCAUUUUACGAAGUACCGUAUGCUGAGCCACCAAUAAAUGCGUUGAGAUUUAAGCCUCCGAAAGAAAUCAGACACGAUAUUUUUCAAUUAAAUAAAACAAAUAACAAUUUUGACUCUAGUUUGAAUAACGAAGAUUGCCUGUAUCUGUCAAUUUACACACCUCUAACAAAAAAUAAAACAGAACAGUUCCCAGUUCUAGUGUGGACCCAUGAAUAUUCAAAUUGCCAUGGACCUGACUUUUUUAUAGAGGAGGAUGUGAUACUAGUGACAGUUUCAUUUCGGUCUGCUAUAUUCGGCUUCCUAAACACUGAAGAUGAUUAUGCUAAAGGAAAUAUGGGGGCUAAAGACAUAUUGAUGGCGGUAAAAUGGGUGCGUGACAACAUAAGUCUUUUUAAUGGAGAUCCAAAUAGACUUACGAUUAUUAGUUCUGGAAAAGCUUCUACGGUUGUUGCAUCAAUGUUGUUAUCGCCAGCUGCUGAGGAUUUGUUCACAAGAGCUAUAAUUUUAGAUGGUAGCGCAUUAUCACCUGCUGACUAUAGACCUUAUCACAACAAUGAAGUACUUCAAAAAAUAUAUUGGAGAUUGAAAGGACGUAUGGAUAAGUUUGAUAAAAAAGAGCUAUAUCAAUUUCUCGGUAAUGCUUCCUUCAAUGAAUUGUUAUUAGCAAGCUGUAACCUUUACGAUAGCUCUGAAGUAAGAGAUAACCAAAGAUUGAUUAACCCUUUCAGCUGUUCAGUAGAAGCUGUAAUGAAGGGGGCAUUUAUGAGCUAUCAUCCAUUACAUGUUUACGAAAGUAAAUUAGUUAAUACUAAUAUUGAUGUAAUAUUUGGGUAUACAACUCUACCAAAUUUGUAUAAAUUACAAGGUUUAUCAAAGAAUAGAAAACUUUUGAAAUAUUUGAAUUAUAAUUUUCAAUACCUAUUGCCGUUCGAAGGAAUUUGUGAUGAAUAUGGUUCGAAACGGUAUAAGAGGAUUAGGAAACAAAUAAUGGAUUUUUAUUUCGUAAAUGGUACCAUAACGGAAAGAAGUUUGAGAAGAUAUGCAAAGUAUCUUUCAGAUCAAAUAAUAUAUCCUUUGCUCCGUCAAGCUUUGUUACAUAGUAAAACACGAAGUAAUGUUUACUUGUGCAGAUUUGCUUAUCAGGGAUCGUUAAAUAUUGGCUGGAAGUCAUCGGUGCCUAAUUUGAAAUGGGCAGGAGCUACAUUGGGGGACGAAAUCUGCUACCUAUUCAAAUGCAAAUCAAAAACAGACGACUAUAAAAGACAUGAAGCAUCGAAUGAAAGACACUUUGUUAAGAAAAUUGUCAGGCUAUUCGCAAAUUUUGCUAAAUACGGAAAUCCUACUCCUUGCCCUAGUGAUAAUAUUUUAGGCAAUUUGCAAUGGAAUCCAUUGAAAAGGGAUAAAAAAUUACAAGCGAUGAAUUUGGGGCGAAGUUUAAGAAUGAUCGAGGUCCCUGAGGAGGAAAGGAUGAACUUUUGGGAUCAAUUAAGGGUAGAGUUAUUUCAAAAUUAGUUUUCCUUUUCGCCUGAAGAAACUCUGCUGCUGAAAUAGUGAAAAUAAUUUCAUUAGGUAAUUGAUCA
Molecule: messenger RNA, 1704 nt
Organism: Maniola jurtina (meadow brown)
Lineage: Eukaryota; Metazoa; Arthropoda; Insecta; Lepidoptera; Nymphalidae
Product: juvenile hormone esterase-like
Exons: 3
Coding region: 17-1636 (539 amino acids)
Source: RefSeq, a predicted model, not a curated record